UCGAUCAAUUCAACAUUUCGACCACGAACUUGCCACGAACUUCAAUUUUUACCUCCGCCAUGGACGUUUCAAGUAUACUAGCAUCCCAUAAUGCCAAAUAUCAACUAGUAACCGUCGAAAAGGAAACACCUAUCGAAGUCGACGCUGGUUUCCUAACGGUUACCGACGCAAAUUCAAUCGACGAAGAUACAUUUAACUCUAACAUUGAAGAGCAUUUACAAUCUCUUGCUCGAGACGGUGUACAAACUCUACUAGCAAAACUUUUCAGUCUUCCCACACUUCCUUCAUCGGAUGGCCCUCUUGCUCAAUUACCGCCACCAACGACACAAUUACCACGUUCAAAACCAUUACCGAAGAUAAAACCUUUGACAAAAUGGGAGCAGUUUGCCAAAGCGAAAGGCAUUCAGAAGAAAAGGAAGGACAAGAAGGUGUGGGACGAGGAAGGACAAGAGUGGGUCAACAGAUGGGGCAAGGAUGGGAAGAAUAAACAGGUUGAAGUUCAAUGGGCGACAGAAAUUAAACUCCAUGCUGCCGAAGAUCACGAUCCAAGGAAAGCUGCAAGAGAUGCACGGAAAGCACGGGUGGUUAAAAAUGAAAAGCAGCGUUUUGCAAAUACCGCGUGGGCGCAACGAGCAGUUGAAGCUCGUGAGCAACGUAAAACCGAAAUUCAGCGUACAUUGGCUCAGUCACGCCUAAGUACCGCAAGCAUGGGCAACUUCGACAAGAAGCUCGAGGGAGAAAAGAAACUGCGUGGAAUCAAGCGAAAGUUUGAACCGACUGAGAGGUCGGUGGAACAAGAAGCAAAGGCUUCGCUGGCGCUGCUUUCGCGUAUGGAGAGUGAUUCCAAGAAGAUGCGGAAAAAUCCUACCUCGGAGAAGAGUGUCCUCAACGUACGUAAAGCUGUCCGGUUCGCCAGUAAAGGGGAGGGUGGAGUUGCAUUGGGAAGAAAAACAGCAGGAGAAAAGAGCAAGAAGGGUGGCAAGAAGUGAUAACACCCUCAUACAGUUGCCCUAUGUGACAUAUAAGUAAAUCCAGUC
Molecule: messenger RNA, 1037 nt
Organism: Marasmius oreades (fairy-ring Marasmius)
Lineage: Eukaryota; Fungi; Basidiomycota; Agaricomycetes; Agaricales; Marasmiaceae
Exons: 5
Coding region: 60-989 (309 amino acids)
Biological process (GO): endonucleolytic cleavage in ITS1 to separate SSU-rRNA from 5.8S rRNA and LSU-rRNA from tricistronic rRNA transcript (SSU-rRNA, 5.8S rRNA, LSU-rRNA); ribosome biogenesis; ribosomal large subunit biogenesis
Cellular component (GO): nucleus; nucleolus; preribosome, large subunit precursor
Molecular function (GO): protein binding
Source: RefSeq, a predicted model, not a curated record